Caenorhabditis auriculariae is the source of this 2423-nucleotide messenger RNA. Lineage: Eukaryota; Metazoa; Nematoda; Chromadorea; Rhabditida; Rhabditidae. The record is from the annotation of a GenBank genome assembly.
AUGCGGUUCAAGUUCUUUCUUCUAAUCGCGUUGAUUGUGUGUCUGACGGUGGAAGUUACAUCGACCCGUGAUCGAAAAAGAAAGAAGCAACAACAGAAACUCGAAGAAAGCUCCCAACAAGAGGAACAAGGUAGCUCUCUAGCCGCGGAUUUGUUCAGCACUUUUCUGAAAGGUGUGCCUCAGGCGCUUUCUGAAAGUUUUGAUAGAACUUUUGCGAGCUGAAUUCGUAGAUGUGAAACUGUAAAAUCGAAAAUUUGAGGUUCUCCAAAGUUUUUUAUAGAUGGUAUUUUGAAUUUUCUAUUUUUGUCCAUGGGACUUUUUCUUCGACUAGGCCUCAUAUCGAAACCUUUUCCUAAUUAUCUACAUAAUUUAACGAUAGACUGAAUUGUGUUCACCGCGCGUCUAGAUACUAUGACAAGUUUUUUCAAAAAUCAACAAAAUUUCGUGAAAAAAAAAUCGAUUAGUUUCUCAUUUUUUCGCCUCAAACCUAUGAAAAACAGAUUAUUUUUGCACGAAUGAAAGCUCUUUCAAACUUUUCUAGGCUAUUCAUAUGUUGAGAAAGACUGGAGAUUUUUCAUUUCCUCAAAUAUUUUGAAACAGAGUGAGUGUUUUGAUAGUGUCCAAAUGAAAGACAAUAAAAAAGGUGCGUAAACAAUUAUCAUGCCACAGCGAAACUUCAUCAAAGAAAUUUGCCUUUUUGAAUCAUCCUUCAAAGUUACAUAUAAAUUCACGCCACAUUAUGGGCGAAGAAAGUUGGAAAUAUUUCAGAGCUGAAGUCUGGAUUCAGUGGAGGAGACGAGAAAGCUAAGGAGAACAAAGAACGAGGUUUUCCCAAGUUUUCAAUUCAAAAAUAAGCUCUGCGAAAAAACAGUUGUGGCUUUGGUUGACCGACAAGGAGAGCGCCAAAAGGAGAAGAACGAGAAAGAAAGCAGCGAGGAAGACAAGGACAAGGAUGACAAGAACAGCACCGACACUGAAAUUUCGAUUCCCAAGGCUUGAAAAUUCAGUGAAUGGAAUAAAUAACAAAAGUUCAGCGGUUCCGUAGAGCGGAAAGACGUUGGAAGACGAUUACACUUCAUGACGGUGAGAAACGACAGGUUUUGGACCUGAAACGUCCGGAAAAAACGGUUAGUGUAGGCAAAAACCACAUGUAACAUAGAAAAACAUAGACGGUAGAUUAGAGUUGUAGAUAGCGCAAUAGUUUCGAACUUUAUUUCGAACACAGAGAAGAAUGCGACGCGAAUUUCCGCGACAACCAGACACUGGAAUUAUACAUCAAACUGUUCGCGCCACUGAGUUCAAUGAUGGAGUUCAGUUACCCCUGGAGAACAAACCAGUCUUAAAUAAAGAAGUAUUGUUUCAUCUAUUGCAAAUCCCAAAAAAAAACUCGAGAAUUCGAACUUAAGAAAAAAGAAUAAUUUCUAGCAGCAAAAGAGUCGAAUGAGACGUCACCAAAAACAACAUCAUCAAAAUGAGCCGCAUCACAGAAGGAGAUACGGCGACGACGCGGAAAUUCAUUUGGAAAAUCGUCACCCUCACAGUAUCCAGGUUUUGGGAGUUUACUUUUACUUUUCGAGGCUUUUCUGUUUUUCAAAUUGGAGGGCAAUACAUAGGAAAUGAAAUACAAACAAACUUCUGAUGUUACUUUCUGACCAGAUUAUUUUCAGCAUCAAAAUUUCCGCCACCGUCGCGAAGACCCAAUAAAAAUGCACGAAACGCGUCGCCGAGUGGAAAUCAACGAUGGGGAUCAAGUACCUCUCGUCGCUAAGCCUUACCACACACAAAUGGUUUUUGAUUAUUUAUUUCACAGCUACAUGAAGAAUUCAGCACCACGGCCGUCGUCUGCGUCGUAAUGAUCCUAUCAAAGUUCAUGAAACGAUUCGACGAGGAGAGAUCAACGACGGAAUCCAAAUCCCUUUGGAUACCAAGCCGAGCAAAUAUGAGAUGGUAUGAACUCUAAGAAAAGUCGAAAACUCUUACCGCGGAGGGCUAGGAACACUGAAUCUGUCUUUUUUUCUGUUUCACUAAAAAUGAGUGUUUUAUAUGGCUUCAAGUCGGCGGUAAUAGCACUAUAGGAUACCAGUUUUGAUUUUGUGACUCUUCAGGUCACGAAUUAUGCUUAUAAUUCAUUUUUAAACAACUUUUUCUGUGGUAGAUGAACAUCCUCAAAAACUAAAUGUCCCUUUCGUCAUUGGUGAAUGACCGAUGAUCAAUUCCUUUCACAUUUCGACCAGUCUGGUCUAAAUUCCUAGCUGGCUUAGAACGUAAAAAUGUUUCGAAGCUAAGAGACCCAAAAAAUACUCAAUGCAAUCUUUUUUUUUAAACAUCGACGAAGAAAAUUUCAAAUGUAUCAAUUUCAUGGUAAAUCGUAGCGUAUUCAGAACUCAAGAUCUCGUCGUGAGUACUCAUGGGACAACUACUAG